GCCGACUCGCUGGAGCGGCGCGAGGUGCGCCAGUUCCAGUUCACGGCAUGGCCCGACCACGGCGUGCCCGACCACCCGACGCCGUUCCUGCGGUUCCUGCACCACGUCAAGGCGCUGAACCCGGCCGACGCCGGGCCGAUGGUGACGCACUGCUCGGCCGGUGUGGGCCGCACCGGGUGCUUCAUCGCCAUCGACAGCAUGCUGGAGCGCAUCCGCUCCGAGGCCACGGUUGACGUCUACGGUCACGUGACUUGCCUGCGAGCCCAGCGCAACUACAUGGUGCAGACCGAGGACCAGUACAUUUUCAUCCACGACGCGCUGCUGGAGUCGCUGGUGGCCGGCAACACGGAGGUACCGGCACGCAACCUGCAGGCCUUCACAUCGCAGCUGCUUCCGCCGACCGGACCCGGCGACAACAUCACCGGCAUGGAGCUCGAGUUCCAGGAUCAGCAUGUACCGACGGCGUUCGUGUACCGAGCGGUGCCCGAGUACCUCACCGCGCUUGGACCACGUCGAGCACCGCAACCUCGCAAGACGUCCAUCCUGCAGUAA
Molecule: messenger RNA, 552 nt
Organism: Pollicipes pollicipes
Lineage: Eukaryota; Metazoa; Arthropoda; Thecostraca; Pollicipedomorpha; Pollicipedidae
Product: receptor-type tyrosine-protein phosphatase S-like
Exons: 5
Biological process (GO): protein dephosphorylation
Molecular function (GO): protein tyrosine phosphatase activity
Source: RefSeq, a predicted model, not a curated record